Anolis carolinensis (green anole) is the source of this 1588-nucleotide messenger RNA. RefSeq names its product trypsin. The transcript is spliced from 6 exons. Gene Ontology annotation, biological process: proteolysis. The record is from RefSeq and is a predicted model, not a curated record. Lineage: Eukaryota; Metazoa; Chordata; Lepidosauria; Squamata; Anolidae. The coding region runs from base 522 to 1271 and encodes 249 amino acids. Gene Ontology annotation, molecular function: serine-type endopeptidase activity.
AAAUGUUGAGAAACAAUGAUCAAAAUGAAUUGAUCCAUGAACAAGGAUAGAACAAGUAUUCCACGGCCCCCACUAUACGCUACCCGAGGCAACCACCUCACUCUGUCUCUAUGGGAGGGUCAGGCCAGGGCUUAAACCAUAACUGGGGUGGUUUGUGGCAAGCCGGGCUGUAACAGAUGCCGAAGGCAAGUGAUUCAGGCGACUUAUGCAAAGGAGACGUGUGUUGGUGAUGAGCAGAUAGGUUGGGUGAUUCGGGCAGCACCUUCCUCCUUCUGCAACAAUUGCUUCUUGUAUCAUCAGGAAGUUUAGACAACCUGAACAAUGGCUUUGGAUCUAGUCACUCAGCUAUCCAUGGUAAAGGUGGGGUGCUAACAGGUGCUUCCUCAUCAUCCAGACCUUGGCUAAUACCAGGCAAAAUAAAAGACAGGAGGUGACAGAAAGACAGCGCCUGGGAUGCUGCCAGCCUUUGGGGGUGUGGUAAGAAAGAAGUUCUUGGAAAUAAUACAAUCCUCAAGCAUACAAUGUUCCUGGAAUUCCUGGUAGCCCUAUUGUUUUUUGUAUCAGCUGCGAGUGCAGCGGAAGCAGAACGGGUACCUGGAGGGAAGGCGUGUCCUGCUCACUCUCAGCCGUGGCAAGCGGGACUCUUUUCUGGCUUCAGACUAGUUUGUGGAGGGACUCUGAUCCACAAGUCAUGGGUGCUCAGUGCGGCUCACUGUAGAAGGAGAAGUCCUUUCCCUGUGCGUCUCGGAGAGCAUGACCUCAAGCGCCUGGACUGGUCCGAGCAGCUGAAGCUGGCCUCCAAAGUCAUUGUGCAUCCCAACUACGAUCCUCAAACCAAGAACAACGACAUCAUGCUCGUGAAACUGCUGACUCCUGUCUGCUUGAAUAACAAAGUCAAAAUCCUCAAGUUGCCAACCACUUGCCCUGUUCCUGGGACCGAGUGCCUUAUAUCAGGGUGGGGUACAACAACAAGCCCUGAAGUAAAUUUCCCAGAUGUUCUGCAUUGUGCAAACAUCACCGUUGUCGACUAUGAAGUCUGCCGAUCCAUCUAUCCCAAUUAUAUCAAUGAGAACAUGGUCUGUGCGGGCAAGAUGGAGGGAGGCACAGAUGCUUGCCAGGGUGAUUCGGGUGGACCCCUUGCCUGCAAUGGGCAGUUACAAGGGAUUGUAUCCUGGGGACCAAUUCUAUGCGGACAGCCAAACAGACCGGGCGUCUAUGUUAAUGUCUGCAAAUAUGUGGACUGGAUUAGAGAAACCAUCAGGCAUAACUGAACAUCGUUUUGCAGCCCCGAGCAAACCGAAGGGAGGACAAAAAUACGGAAUUGAUUCAACGUCUGUCAUCCUUUCUAUAACUAGUUGAGGUUGCUUUUAUCACUGCGGUGGCACAAUGGGUUAAACUCAUAUGCCGGCUGAACUGCUGACCUGAAGGUUGGGUUGCUGACCUGAAGAUUGGCAGUUCAAAUCCUCGAGGUGGGAUGAGCUCCCGUCUGUCAGCUCUAGCUUGCGGGGACAUGGGAGAAGCCUCCCAGCUAACACAUCCUGGCGUCCCCUGGGCAACGUCUCUGUAGACAGCCAAUUCUCUCACACCA